GUCAUCACGCUUGUGCAGAUGGGCGAGGGAAACGGAGAGAGAGAAUCGCAUGCAAAAGGUCAUUCAUCUCUAAUGAUCCUUGAUCCACCGCACCUAAUUUGACUUUUAAAUGUUACACUUGCAUGGAAAGGCUCGUGCGUAAUUUUUUUUUCUAAUCUGUCCUAUAUAUAUCGAAAAUCUUAGAGUUAUGUGGAGGAUAAUUCCACUGACCAGUGUCUAAGGUAGUGGAAAAUCCCCUAGGUGUCUCACUGCUGUGAUACUGCCUGACAGGAUAGAACCAUUAUUUGGCGGUGACUCACUGCUAUGACCUUGAUGAACAGGUUGUAGGCCCUUAGUUGGUGAUGUUUUCUUCUGACUGGUAAAGCGGAUGGACGGAUACAGCAGAACGGACACAGCAGCGGCCUCCACUUAAUAACUUGGCAAGAGGGAGAUUGGUCGACCGAAGUUUGAUGCCCGCGUUUUUCAAGAAUGGCAUUUCCCCAGAGGUUAAGGGCUCUUUGGAAAUGCUUGCUUUGCUUUCCAGUGUUGAUGUGUCUUCUGUACUUCGGUUCUCCGUCUUUGAGAGCUUUAGUGAUCUUUUCCCAUUUGCCUAUGGACAAAUGUAAAGUGGAGAGUGCUCGGGCUCUGCUUCGGGACAACAGCGUGGAUGCUUGGCUCGACCUCAUGACUAGAAGUGACGUGCAAACAUGCACAUAUUGGAGCGCUCCCAUCAUCUGGGAGGGGAUGUUUGACCCUGUCCUUUACGACUCGAUGCACACUGAGGCCGGCUCCUCCGUGGCUCUGACAGUGUUUGCUGUCGGCAGGUACCUGGAUGCUUACCUCCCCGCCUUCCUGAACUCAUCAGAACGUCACUUCAUGCUGGGUUUGCCAGUGACCUACUACGUGUUCACAGACAUGCCGGAAAAGGUGGCCGCCGUGCAGCUCCCUCCUCUGCGGAGCCUGAAGGUGAUCAGAGUGGAGAAGCACUCGAGGUGGCAGGACAUCUCCAUGAUGCGAAUGAAGAUCAUAUCGGACGUCAUAGAGACCGAUAUUCGCCAUCGCUGCACCCACGUCUUCUGCUUCGACGUGGAUCAGGUGUUCACCGGGAGAUUUGGCUCGGAGGCCCUGGGAAACUCUGUGGCUCUGCUCCACGCCUACUACUACCGCCUCCCGAAGAGCAUGUACACCUACGACCGCAACCCAAGGUCCAAAGCCUACAUGAAGACGGGGGAUUUCUACUACCACGCUGCCAUCUUUGGAGGCCUGUGUGAAAGCGUGAAAGCAUUAGCCGACGCCUGCUACCAGAGCAUCAUGGAGGACAAAGAGAAUAAUGUGGAGGCCCUGUGGCACGACGAGAGUCACCUGAACAAGUACCUGUGGCGUCACAAGCCGAGCAGGCUGCUGUCCCCUGAGUACUGCUGGGACCCACUCAUCGGCAACGACAGCGACAUAAGAGUCACGCGACUGGAGUGGGCUCCAAAACGGUACAAGAACCUCCGCAGUGCUUAGUGCGUGUCCAACACUCAAAUACAAAAAUCCAGUAUCCUCCUCACUGAUAUCUGAUGAAAACACUGUGUUGCUCCUCUGCUCUCACGUGAGGAAUCUGCCAACAACUGGAUUUCCUGUUGAGUUACAAUCUCCCAUCGACCGCCUGCCUUUUCAGAGAAUCAUGUUGUUUUCUCAAGACUCAGGUCAAGUCAGUGUUGGAACAAAAUAUUUUUGAUUACUUAAUAUAUUAAACCGCAUUGAAAAUGGGAGACGUCAUAUUUGGAAAGUUAAAGAUAAGAGACGGAUGUAUGGUAAAGUUCAGUUGUCACCAGAAUCUCCUACAGAAUUACUUAGCGUACAUCUUUUUGCUUUGAGAUUUAUAUUUAUUUUUUAGAUGUUUGACAUUAGAUAUUAGUUGAUGACGUUUAUGAGCUUCGUUUCUGACAGAAACGACUAAUAUUUAUUAACCCCCACUGUAUAUAAAGAUGUACUGCUUCCCAAAAGUGAAGUCAAAGUGUCUCGGUUCGCCCCCUGGUGGCUGGCUGCACCCUCACUCCUCCAUGUUGGCAGAUUGGACUUUGAAGUAAACGUCAAUUAAAGGACUUCUGUCAUUUACAGUAAUUAUCAUCACAUGGAAGUACGUCUUAGUGUACAUUUCUGGUAAGAUUAUUUUACUAUUUGAUUGAUUUUUUUUUCUUUUUCUGGGGCCCUUAAACGCCCCUGUCAAGCUCCUGGACGUUAUUCAGAUAUAAUAACAUUUAUCUUUUAACCACAGUCAGGACACUGGCAUCUUUUAAGUCUCAUGAGUGUGCUUACGAAGUCGAUUACUGGAAAAACUACUUUUUGAGUGGUUUAUUGACACAGAACACAAGCAGAGUUUAAUUUCCCACAUUCAUUAAUUGCGAAAUUUUGUCAAAUGCCAAAAGCAGAACAAUGAUACGUAAAAUAUUAAUCUCAGGCUCAUGCUCAUGUCACUGCAUUGACUAAUCUUCACAGCUUGAACAUUGAAAAGUUUUUAUGUAGGGUUAGGAUUUUUGUUCAGUUUGUAUUUUGCACUAAUGAACUGUUGGGAUUAUGGUAAACUUGGUGAUAUGUUUCUUCAAUAUAUGUAUGUGUGUAUAUAUAUAUAUAUGAGUUAUUUAGAGAUAUGCAAUAGGUCAUUGAUGUCCCUGACUCCAUUUUAGAGAAUCUCAAAAUGGUUUGGUUCUUUUUUUCUUUUAUCUUUAUGUGAAUCAUUGGUUGUCAAAUCACAUCAUUAAGCCAGGUUGUGCUGUAAACACGUUUGUGCAUUUCUCAGGUCCUUGUCAAUUCUUGUAAAUGUUGCAUUUUAAUAUUGAGUGUUUAUGAUUGUUUGGACAAAGGGGUUAAACGUGUAACUGUCACUGAAAAGAAGCUGUAAAACAGAUGAUUCAUCUCCAGGCAGCAGCUCAGACUGGAUUUUUCUUCGAUUUAUGAACUGGAUUGAUAAGAUGUUGCUGCUGAUGCAUUUCAGGAAUCGGUGUGUUAAACUGAGCAAGAGGCUGUAAACGGUGAAUCGAUUGUGUUUUUUUUACUUUCCUAUACUUAGUAAUCAUUACCUAAAAUGACUGUUCACUACAUAACCACUGUUUCAAACUGUAUUUCCAAAGCGACUUAAAAAAGUGUUUUAUUUAAUGCAAAGAAGAAAUCAGAAGAAAGACUAUAAAGAAGAAUUGAUUAAUACGUACCUCAAUUCAAGCAAAUGAUUUUUUUAAUGUUUUUUAUUAUAAAUAGUUCAAUUUUUAAUUAAAUGUAUUAUAAAUAUGACUAACUUUAACUCUCUAAAGAAGAUCUGUCCGUGAAGGUUCAGUUCGAGAAAUUGUUGUGCUGAGAGUAAAUUAAAUUAAACUGAAAAGGAA
Molecule: messenger RNA, 3344 nt
Organism: Pleuronectes platessa (European plaice)
Lineage: Eukaryota; Metazoa; Chordata; Actinopteri; Pleuronectiformes; Pleuronectidae
Product: N-acetyllactosaminide alpha-1,3-galactosyltransferase
Exons: 6
Coding region: 469-1488 (339 amino acids)
Biological process (GO): carbohydrate metabolic process
Cellular component (GO): membrane; vesicle; Golgi apparatus
Molecular function (GO): hexosyltransferase activity
Source: RefSeq, a predicted model, not a curated record